Molecule: messenger RNA, 576 nt
Organism: Pleuronectes platessa (European plaice)
Lineage: Eukaryota; Metazoa; Chordata; Actinopteri; Pleuronectiformes; Pleuronectidae
Gene: cbln20
Product: cerebellin 20
Exons: 3
Coding region: 1-576 (191 amino acids)
Molecular function (GO): protein binding
Source: RefSeq, a predicted model, not a curated record
AUGAGAGUGUGUGAGGAGCCCUACUCUUGUAGCUGCUGUCUCAUCCUGCAGCAGGUGAGCAACCUGAGCUCGCACAUCAACUCGACCCUGAAUGAGCUGGACAAGGAGUACUCACAAACACUGCAACAGCUCAGCAAGUUUGAAGCCAGCCGCACUGCCUUCUCUGUCGCUCUUCAAUAUUCAAGCUUUAGGUGCAAUGGCCCCCAGCCAGGAGACUUCACCGUCAUCUACAAGGAAGUCUUCCUUAACCUGGGCGGUAGAUACGACGUGGACACGGGUAUCUUCACUGCCCUCUACCCCGGCGUCUACACCUUUGCUCUCACCAUCCACAGUGACGCUGGGGCUGCUGGCUCUCUCCUGGCCGCCUGCGCCGAACUGCUCCUUAACAGCAACGUGGUGGCCAGUUUGAAUGAGGUAAAUAACCAAGACCAAGAGGAUGGAGCCACUAUUGCUGUUGUCCUGCAACUCAAUGCUACAGACCAGGUGGCCGUCAACAUGCCCAGAGGCUGUUCCCUCUGUGAUGACAGCAACCACUAUAACACUUUCAGUGGCUUUUUGCUGUUUGCUACUAAUUAA